AUAUGUACUGUAAAACGUUGUACGAUACAUGUGCGAAUAGGUAAUUCGCAACUCGUGUCGAUUUAAAACACUCCCUUCGGUCGUGUUUUAAUUUAUCGCCACUCGUUUCGAAUUUCCUAUUUUUCGCACUUGUAUCGUAAUGUACUAUUAUAGGUUGCUAGUGUCCUGUAAGCUGUAACUAAUAAGGAUGGAGUUUUCAUUAGAUAUAGUAUAUCAUCAUAUCAGCUCAUAUAUGUCCCCACCGAGGGGCUCGAGCCUACCCUGCAUUAGGGUGAUCGGGCCUUAGUCGAUCACGCGAGCCCAGUGCGGGUUGGUCGACUUCACACACAAGCUUCGAGUUUCCUCGCAGCCGUGUGCAGGUUUCCUCACGAUGUUUUCCUUCACCGUAAGAGCGUCGAAUAAACGUACAUAUGAAAUCGAGAUUCGAAAACACAUUGGUAUGCGGCCAGGAUUCGAACCACGACCUCCCGCACAGGAGGUAGCGGUCUUAAGCAUUACGCCACCGACGCUCUCUAUAUAUAGUAUAUAGCUCAAUUUUAAUAAUUAUUUGAUAGAAGACAUUUUUUAUCGUGUUUAUAAGCAUAUUUAAACUUAUGGCUCAGCUGGGCACGAUUUCAAGUGACCCAAAAUCUAUAAAGAAAUUAAACAAACAGUAUAGAAUUUUACUUAAAAAUGUUUAUUAUUUACAUUGUCCCCCACAAUCGCAAAGCUCCGUGCACUUAAGUUGCCGCUGAAAGCACCGGCACCUCGAGCCGCCGCACCUCUUUUUGCAUCUGCACCGGAUCAUUUCCAGGCAUGCAUCUGCAGCUACGGGCAAGUCUGUCCAUGUAGGUUGCCAGCUUUCACUGACUUUUCUCCAUCCCCAGUUAGAUGGACAGGGAAGAUUUUGAUUCGGUGACAUCUGACCCCAUACAUGGACUGCUUGGAACACUGCCCGCAGGAAAUGCUGGUAUAGAGCAGCUUUCGUCGGAGGUAUAUUCUCCAAUUAGCGGUCUUUUUUCGAGAAUAGGUGCUUUCGGGCAAAACAUAUUAUUUUCUUUUACAGGGCCACAAAAAGCGAAAGUCCUCCCCCUGUUCCAUGCCUUCACAGGUUGUGAUACUGUGUCCUAUUUUAACGGGAAAGGAAAAAAAAGUGCAAUAGAUGCAUGGAACGCAUUUCCCAAUGCCACAGAAGGGUUUCUGGCAGCAUAUGAGGGGAGUACUAGCGAGGCGUUUACAGUAAUCGAAAAGUUUGUCGUCAUUUUAUAUGACAGAGCCAGUUCAUUUACAACCGUAAACGAAGCCCGAAAGCACCUAUUCUCGAAAAAAGACCGCCAAUUGGAGAAUAUACCUCCGACGAAAGCUGCUCUAUACCAGCAUUUCCUGCGGGCAGUGUUCCAAGCAGUCCAUGCAUGGGGUCAGAUGUCACCGAAUCAAAAUCUUCCCUGUCCAUCUAACUGGGGAUGGAGAAAAGUCAGUGAAAGCUGGCAACCUACAUGGACAGACUUGCCCGUAGCUGCAGAUGCAUGCCUGGAAAUGAUCCGGUGCAGAUGCAAAAAGAGGUGCGGCGGCUCGAGGUGCCGGUGCUUUCAGCGGCAACUUAAGUGCACGGAGCUUUGCGAUUGUGGGGGACAAUGUAAAUAAUAAACAUUUUUAAGUAAAAUUCUA
Messenger RNA from Cydia pomonella (codling moth), 1647 nucleotides. RefSeq lists its product as uncharacterized. The transcript has 2 exons. The coding region runs from base 871 to 1623 and encodes 250 amino acids. The record is from RefSeq and is a predicted model, not a curated record. NCBI's taxonomy places the organism in Eukaryota, Metazoa, Arthropoda, Insecta, Lepidoptera, Tortricidae.